Messenger RNA from Eremomyces bilateralis CBS 781.70, 1089 nucleotides. RefSeq names its product eukaryotic porin family protein. The transcript has 3 exons. Lineage: Eukaryota; Fungi; Ascomycota; Dothideomycetes; Eremomycetales; Eremomycetaceae. Gene Ontology annotation, molecular function: transmembrane protein transporter activity. The coding region runs from base 1 to 1089 and encodes 362 amino acids. Gene Ontology annotation, biological process: protein import into mitochondrial matrix. Gene Ontology annotation, cellular component: mitochondrial outer membrane; mitochondrial outer membrane translocase complex. The record is from RefSeq and is a predicted model, not a curated record.
AUGGAGGCCACAUCGUCAACGACCAGCACAACAUCCGGCUUCUUAUCGCCGGUCAUAUCGAACCCGCUAUUCGACCGCGUGCGCAAUACGUACCGGACCUUCCACGAGAAGCGGGAGAGCUUGGGGCUGUCGAAUCCGGGGACCGUCGAGAAGAUCUCCAAGGAGGUCGAUCAGGAUGUCUUCCUCAACAACUUGGCCUUCACCGGCGUCCGGGCGGAGUUUAACAAGGUGAUCGGCGUGUCGCCGAUGUUCCAGUUAUCGCAUGCCUUUGCGAUGGGCGCCCAGGGGAUGCCGCCGUAUAGUUAUAACGCGAUGUACGGCUCAUCGAAGCACUUCCUCCAAGCCACCAUCGACUCGGACCUCGCCGUCAACGGCCGCUUCAACCGCCGCAUCACCAACGCCCUCGUCACCAAAUUCUCCGUCAACCUUCCCCAAGACUCCAUGCAGCAACCCAUGCUCCAAGCCGAAGCCGACUACAACGGCGCCGACUUCACCGCCGUCGUCAAGUCCAUGAACCCCUCCAUCUUCAACGGUGGCCUGACCGGCAUGGUCAUCGGCUCCUACCUGCAGAGCGUCACCCCCAAACUCGCCCUCGGCAUGGAGGGCAUGUGGCAGCGCCUCGACAUGCAGCACCCGCCGGACGUCAUGAUGAGCUACGUCGGGCGCUACAAGACGAGGGAGUGGAUCGCCUCCGCGCGCGUCCUGGGACAAGGCGCCGUGCAGGCGAGCUUUUGGAAGCGGCUGAGCGAGAAGGUGGAGGCGGGCGCGGAUCUGAACCUGAGUUUCGCGGGCAUGGGGAAUCCGCAGGCGGCGAUGAUGGGCGCGCCGGGCAAGGAGGGCGUGGCGACGUUCGGCGUCAAGUACGAUUUCCGCGCGAGCAGCUAUCGGGCGCAGAUCGAUAGCCAGGGCAAGAUGGGGUGCUUGUUGGAAAAGUCCAUCGCUCCGCCGGUGCGCGUGACGUUUUCCGGAGAGCUGGACCAGUGGAAGCAACAAGUGAAGGUUGGGUUGGCCGUGUCGAUCGAGUCCGCGGACCCGGAAUUAAUGGAACAGCAACAGUCGAUGACUGAGGGGCCGUCGAUUCCUUUUUAG